This is a messenger RNA of Dipodomys ordii (Ord's kangaroo rat), 747 nucleotides long. RefSeq names its product mas-related G-protein coupled receptor member B4-like. The record is from RefSeq and is a predicted model, not a curated record. The coding region runs from base 1 to 747 and encodes 248 amino acids. The transcript is spliced from 6 exons. Gene Ontology annotation, molecular function: G protein-coupled receptor activity. Lineage: Eukaryota; Metazoa; Chordata; Mammalia; Rodentia; Heteromyidae. Gene Ontology annotation, biological process: G protein-coupled receptor signaling pathway. Gene Ontology annotation, cellular component: membrane.
AUGGAGGAAAGUUGUGUGGUGCUGGAUCUUUAUAAGGAUAUAGUCUCAAAAUCAGAAAAUGGACCUUGGUACACAAUUGCCAAUUUCAUGUACCAAUGCCAUCCACAUACUACCUGCAGCUGUCAGUUGGGUUUUACAAGGUUUUAUAUUCACUCACUUUUGUUUUGGGGGAAGAUUUGCCUUUGUGGGGGCAUCACACAUCACAGGAGAGUUACUGAACAAGGAUCCAACCACACCAGCCUCUACGACAGAAGUCACACUGGUGCUGAACUGGUUGAGCUGGCAGGAAACGCAGUUGUGCUCUGGCUCCUGGGCUUCAGGAUACACAGAAAGGGUGUUUCAGUCUACAUCUUAAACCUGGCUGGGGCUAACUUCCUCUACCUCUGCUUCAACAUCUUUCAUUUCAUGCAAGAAAAUACUAGCGUCUUCAUUUUCACUCAGAACUAUUUUUUUUCUACUGCUCUAUACUUGAUUUUAUUGUUUGUGAUUCUCUCAGGGUCUGCCCUGGCUCUGAUGGCUAGGUUAUUCUGUGGCUCAGGACAGAUUCCACUGACAAGGUUAUACAUGACCAUCCUGCUCACAGUGCUGGUCUUCCUUUCCUGUGGCCUACCCUACGGCGGCUCCCUGCCAAAGUUGCAACGAGCUCCUCCUAUAGUAAAUCAUGAGGUAGAAAACAGUGGGAAAGCUCUAGAGGAAACUCUAGGAGAAUGGGAUAGUAUUGGGGAGAUAUUAAAUGGAUUUUUGUGA